Molecule: messenger RNA, 2207 nt
Organism: Eriocheir sinensis (Chinese mitten crab)
Lineage: Eukaryota; Metazoa; Arthropoda; Malacostraca; Decapoda; Varunidae
Product: PITH domain-containing protein GA19395-like
Exons: 6
Coding region: 156-818 (220 amino acids)
Cellular component (GO): nucleus
Source: RefSeq, a predicted model, not a curated record
AUAAAAUGAAAAGAAAGAAAGUAAGGAAACUAAGAGAUCCAGCAGACAUCGAAGGACAUCAUGAGAGAGUGCCGUUACAAAGGCGAAAUUCUCGACCUUGAGCUGAGCUGAACCAAAACAAAAACAUUCCAGAAAAAGGAUUGCGGGAUUACAGGAUGUCAGGGUGCGGUGGUGGUGAUGAUGGGCAUGGGGGCCAUGGACAUGACCAUGGCCAUGGGUCCUGUGGUAGUGGCCAUGACCAUGGGCCAGCUGACCUUGGGGUGGCCUACAGCUUGUACACACGCAUUGAUACCGACCAUGUGGAGUGUCUCAACGAGGCAGUUGAUGGCUCUGGCAAGACCGUGUUCAAGCCUUGGGAGGAACGGUUGUCUAGGGAAAAGUUUGUGGAGAGUGAUGCUGAUGAGGAGCUUCUUUUCAAUAUUCCGUUUACAGAUAGCAUCAAGCUGAAGGGAAUCAUUGUGGUGGGGGGAGAAAAUGGCUACCACCCCAGCAAGAUGAGAGUCUACAAGAACCGAGAGCACAUGACAUUUGAUGAUGUGGCCUUGGCUGCUGAUCAAGAGUUUGAACUCCAGCCUGACCCCACGGGCACCUUGGAGUACACCACCAAAGUGGUGACCUUCUCCUCGGUUAAUCACCUCACUCUCCACUUCCCCGCGAACUUCGGCGAGGACAGCACUAAGAUUUCCUACAUUGGCUUCCGAGGAGAGUACACUAAGGCACACCGGCAUGGCGUCACUAUAUGCACCUAUGAGUCCACACCACAAAUGUCUGACCAUAAAGACAAGGUUACGGACACUGUGGGACGACCUGUGAUGUGAUUAGAGGGAAGCAGGAGGGAGGAAAAUAGAGUGGCAUUGUAUGGUUGCGAGGGGGAUUGGGUGACAUGGCUGGCUUGUAAUAAGAUGAGUCCACACCACAAAUGUCUGACCACAAAGACAAGGUUAUGGACACCGUGGGACGACCUGUGAUGUGAAUAGAGGGAAGCAAGAGGGAGGAAAAUAGAGUGGCAUUGUAUGGUUGUGAGGGGGAUUGGGUGACAUGGCUGGCUUGUAAUAGGAUAAGGAUGAGAGUGGGAAAGGAAAGACGGGAAGAGGGCACACUUACUGGACUAUUAUGCUUGGAGGAAGAUGGGAAAAUACUAAGAGAAGAAUGAUGGAAAUGAAAGUAGUAAAAUGAUCAAAGAUAUGUGCUAGAAUGACUAAAGAUCCUUAAUUUGUUUCUGCUUAUAAUUUUUUGCCAGUGGUGGGAGGAAGACACCAAAAUAUCGACUGCAAGUGUUAGCCUGCCAUUAAAUAUUUUGGCUUGUGGUGUGGAAAGGAUUCUGGGAAAGGGUGACAAAGAGUUCUUACCUACUGUUACUCAAACUUUAAUGAGAGCAUAAGUAAAGAAUCUUACUGAACAUCUGAUAAACUCGACUUUGUGAGCAAGGUGUGGUGAGAAUGGGAGGUCUGCACCAUUCUCCAUUUUUGGGGUUAGACUCAAAUGCUGGAGUUUCAAUGCUUUGUUCAUGGUGUCAGAAUGCUUAGGGAGCAAGGAGAAUGGAUUUGUUUGUGCCUGUGUAGACAGUUGGUUCUUGAUGUGAGGUUAAGGGGUGAUAUGAUGUGGAUAAUGACAGAGUGGCUUAGGGGCUUACACACAUCAUAAUAUAUCAGUAAGUAAGCCCCUCUCACAACAUGCCUCAUAUGAUGGAUAGCACUGUUCAUCUCCCUUGUCAUCUGUUCAAGUGAGGAUGAUCAAUGUGAUAACUUCCUUCAUAUUGUGAUAGAAACUCAUUUUUUGUUUGUGGCUUUGCUAACAUCCAUUUUCAUUUGUUCUACUGCUUGUUCAUUGCUGAAGAUUUCUUAUAUUUUUCACUCAUGCUUUGUGUUUGGAUGGCAAGGAUCAUAGACUGAAUACAUGAACCCUUAUGUAUAUAUGAGCGAGUUUUGCUUUGAGCUACAUUACUUUUUUUUUAAUACAGUCAGAUGUUGAGUUACUUCUCUCAAACAAGUCCAGCUGAGCGGACUGACGAAACUGCUGUGUUGAAGUGUUCUGCGACUGCUUUGCUACUAAUGUUACUGGCGAAUGUUGGCUUACCUGCCAUGCACAUAGGCAAUUGAUUGAGUCAGGCUUACUUAUGUGUGUUUUCUAGUGUGAAUAUACUAUGUGAGACUGCUAAUGAAUUAAGGUUCUUUUAUACUUGAAAAAUAAAAACUGAUGAAUUCAAA